Messenger RNA from Coregonus sp. 'balchen', 5748 nucleotides. The record is from the annotation of a GenBank genome assembly. NCBI's taxonomy places the organism in Eukaryota, Metazoa, Chordata, Actinopteri, Salmoniformes, Salmonidae.
AUGUCCUCCAUGAUCUUACUCAUUCUCUUGUCAGUGUUUAUUGGGUCAGACAUGGCUCAGGAGAAUCACAUCCAGGAAUCAAUUGCACCCAUCAGUGUGAUCAGUGAGAGAAGAGCCCUGAGGCUGGGUCUCCUACACAGAGCUGUGUCUACAACCUCCCCAAGAGGAACCUCAGCCUCUCUGAUGCUGGGACUUACUACUGUGCUGUGGCCUCAUGUGGGGAGAUACUGUUCGGGAACGGUACCAAGCUGGACAUCAUGGGUAGGUGAUACAUCUUACAUUUUUGUUUAUAUCUAUUGGAUACUUUACUGUGUAAAACUGUACACAGUAUUAGUUAUUUAGAUCACAUUAGAAAAUGUGCAAUCAUCCAUAUAGUUACUAUACUUCUAUCCCCAUGUUUAUUUUCACAGACAAUGGCGCAGACCCUCUUCUCUUGGUGUACUGCAUUGGAGUAGCAUUGUCUCUCUCUCUAAUCCUGUUUCUUGUCCUGACUUGCAUCAUUUACAAGAUGAACAAGAGUGCAUGUAUGCAGUGCAGAGGUAAGUGACUUAUUCUUAGAAGUUGCUCUUCUUUGAUAUCACCAUCUGCAGAUGUAUCAGUAGUGAGGGGUAAGUAGAGGAUCCGGCUCUCAAACAAGAUGUCAAGCCUGUCUUGUCUUUGGAUGCAGGGGUAAGUAGAAUUCCUUAUAUUUUAUAUUACAUAAAAAAUAUGUGAAAAUGGUUCCAUUGAAUAAUAACAAGUAAGUAAUUUUCCCCUCCAUUUUCUAAUUGUUCUUCACAGGCCCACGAUGCAGACAGUCUCCAUUAUGUAGCUCUGAAUCUGAGCAACAAGAAGAACAGGUCUAGAAGACAGAGAAGCAACAUGGAGGAAGAGACGGUGCACUCUGGGAUCAGACAGUAGAACAAUAAAACAGAUGUCAAUUAAAAUGCAUGAGCUCUUAGUUAACUGUAUUAGCUUUGUUAUUGUAACUGUAGCUACUAAUAAAUGAAAUGCAUUGCUUCUCUGCCAUGUCAUAUUGAUUUGCUUGUGAUAAGAUGAAUGAAGUGUUUAACAAUAAUCAAGACAAAGGAAGUUGAAUGUAUUUACUUGGGCCAUACUCUUUAAGUUGUGUCGUUGAAUGUGCUUUCUCUUCUCAUGCCACUAACACCCCCUCACACACAAAGCAACCGAUUUACAGUUACUCUGUGGUCUGUGAUGAACACAAGAUGAGGAUGUCUCUACGCUUUGUUAGGGCCUGCUGUCCUCAGUCAUUCAGAACCCUUGUCUCUCGCUCUGCUGUUUUCACUCUCUCUCUCCCUCUCUAUCUCUCUUUUUAUCUCUCUUUUUCUCUAUUUCUGUGGUUUUCAGCCAGAUGUCUCAGAACUCUUAGUACUGUAUGCUAUACUGCUUCCUAUUCAAAUUGACAAUUUUUGCAACAAUAAACAAACUCUUUUGUUGAGGCAGCUUAUCUAUACCAGGUCAACUGAAAUCUGUGAAAAAACACAAUGAUCUAUGUAUUAGGUAAUUUGACGUAGAGAUUAGUACAGUAUUCUCAAUGAAACAGAAACCCUGUAUCAUGGGAGGGCAUUCUAUCCAUCUAUUCUACUGAGUGUAAAUACUGAAUGAGAGAUCACUAAAAGAAGACUACUGUAUUGUGUUUGCUGUGUUUGUUAUGUGUUUUUCAUAGAUGUUUUUGGUGAGGUGAAGUGACUGUUUGGUGAUAGAAGACCUAGUGGAUAACAAUGUCAUUGCAUGCAUGGUCCAAAAAGUUCACAAAUUUGAGUCUUUUAGACAACAGCAGCUGCAGUGAUAAAGAAUAAGGGAAACCGUACGUCAAAAAGUUGUGCUCUAAACUAUAAGAGUCUACCUGUAGGACAAUUCUGGGACUUUGGGACUCGUGCCUGAAUGAGGCGUCAACAAAAAUGAUUUGGUCUAGUUCGACCAAUCACUUAUAACUCCAUUGUUGAAGGGUGGACUCUUUCCACUCAAGACCCUAGUUGUGAAGAGCUGACAACUUUAAAGAUGAUCACACUGUGUCUGAUAUUUCCACUUCUUGUAGAGAUGGGUAAGUCAAUAUUUUACUUUUCUCUGCUUAUGUGAUGUCCAUACUUGAUUUGGAGACACAAGAUAUCCAAUUAUUGUUCUACAGACACUUUGACAAUCCAAAAUUGUAUUUGAGGUAUGUAACAGCUAAUAUAUUUUCAUUUUAGUUCAUGGGGUAUCUUGGACUGAAUCAUCAUCCAUACAUCAGGAGAGUGUUCUCAUGUCAGCCAAAAUUGGAGACACUGUGAUUUUGCAUUGCUUCCAUGAAGGCGACGUGGGAAUAAUGUUCUCCUGGUACAAGCAAACCUUUCGAAAUAUUCCUCAGCUCAUCUCAACCAUCUAUAAGUAUCAGAGGAAUGCAACAUUUUACCAUGAGUUUAAGGAUAACCCUCACUUCUCAGUGGAAGGUGGACAAGGAAAGAAUCACCUAAGGAUCUCAGACACGCAACUCUCUGAUUCAGGCAAAUAUUAUUGUGGAAGUGCUAAUGGAAUCAAGUUGGAGUUUGGACAAGGAGUCAAUCUUAUCAUAAAAGGUAAAGGGAACGUUUUUACUAUGAUUAAUUGUUUGUAAAUAUGAAUUCACAGAUAUACAGUGUAAAUAUGAAAUAUUAUCUUAAUCAGAUGUAAUCUUGAAUUAAUACAUUUUGAUUUACAACACUUGCUACAGUGAUAUUCUAAAGAGAUUACAUCUAUUUAAUGGCCUUCUUGUCAGGUUCAGGGUCCAGAAAUAUGUCUAUUCUCCAACAGUCUGUGUCUGAGUCAGUCCAGCCAGGAGACUCUGUGACUCUGAACUGUACAAUACACACUGAGACCUGUGCAGGAGAACAUAGUGUCUAUUGGUUCAGACAUAGCUCAGGAGAUUCCCGUCCAGGAAUCAUUUACACCUAUGGAGACAGGAGUGAUCCGUGUCAGAAGAGCCCUGAGGCUGGGUCUCCUACACAGAGCUGUGUCUACAACCUCCCCAAGAGGAACCUCAGCCUCUCUGAUGCUGGGACUUACUACUGUGCUGUGGCCUCAUGUGGGGAGAUACUGUUCGGGAACGGUACCAAGCUGGACAUUGAGGGUAGGUUAAAUAGCUGUCAUUGUUCUUUAUAUCUACUCUAUAGUCUACUGUGUAGAACAUACAUUUACUUGCUAUUCUGAGUUUCUUCUAUUGCUGUUUGAAUUUCAACAGGCGAGAGUGCAGACCCUCUUCUCUUGGUGUACUGCCUGGCCGUAGCAUUGGCUCUAGCGUUCAUCUUGAUCAUUGUUCUUGCUUGCAUAAUUUACAAGAUGAAGAAGACAACAUGUCUGCAGUGCAGUGGUAAGUGAUUAAAAGUUGCUAUUCUUUGAUGUCACCAUCUCUAGAUGUAGCAAAAGUGGAAGACAUGGCAGUAUCUCUAGUGUUUUGUGUCUUUGUUCUCAGAACUGGUGUCUCAGACAAGAGGUCCUACAGUUUCCCUGUCAGAUGCAGGGGUAUGCAGAAAUCCUUAUGAGUUGCAUGUCUUAUACAAAUACAACAUUAUCAGAUUUGGCUUGCAUUACCAAAUUGUGCAAAAAGUAAUACAUUUCAUGUCAACAAAACUAUUUUGUUAUUCACAGAGCCAAGAUGCAGACAGUCUCCAUUACGUAGCUCUGACUCUGAGCAACAAGAAGAACAGGUCUAGUAGACAGAGAAGCAACAUGGAGGAAGAUACAGUGGUCAUGUACUCUGGAAUUAGACAGUAGAACUGGUUGAAUGAAACAAUUUCCCCUUCAUACUAGAUAGCUCUGUUUAACUAGCUCUUGCUUCAUUUGUUCUUUUUUUAUUGGAUAUGCAAUUUUUUUUUAUGAAAACAGUGGUCAAAGGUUAUUUUACAAAUGUAAUACAAAGUAGAAAUAAUUUCAUGCAUUGCUUCUCUGUCAGACUAAUUUUACAUUUGGUUUGCAUAUGUCAAGAAAAAUAAACAAUUUCCAACUGUUAAACCAAAUUAAUUUGAAUAAGUUAAACUCAAUGAAUUCUGUUCACACACCUCUGUGGUCAUAGUGGAGGGUGUUACAGUGUCUUUCAACUAUUGGAAACAAACCUUUCAUAGACCUUUAACACAUGAAGACUGACCUGCAGCAACACACUGCAAUCUACUUUCCCUCUCAGGGCCAAAGUACUGUUCACACCUGUUAGUGCAACAUUGGUCUCUACACACGAUGCUUACAAUGUAAAGGUCAAUGUCUUCUCAUUUAUGUUAAGUCAGUUAGUCCCUUGCAUCAUUUUACAGUAAAUAAAGGAGGCCUCUUUCAACAUAAUUACUCAUAGUGAAAGUGGCACAACAGCCACCACCACAGAAGGAGGACAGGCCAUACUCAGGCAUCAUGCAGUUGUAGUGGAGGAGGUUUCUUCUUUGUUUUCUCUUUAAGACAUAGGCCUACUGAUUGCAUGACACACACCCCCUCACAUACACAGCAACGUAUUUAAAUGUACUCUGAUGUCUGUUAUGAACAAAACAUGAGGCUGUACUUAUCUACACUUUGUUAUGGCCUAUUGGCCUUCUACACAGGACCCUCUCAGUCUCUCUCUCUCUCUCUCUCUCUCUCUCUGUCUCUCUCUCUCUCUCUCUCUCUCUCUCUGUCUCUCUCUCUCUGUGUGGUUUCAGCAGGAUGUCUCAGUGGUAUCAGUUAGUUGUAUGACAUACUCUUUUGCUCUUCAUGUUGCCCUUUUUAUCAACAAUAUAACACUAUUUUUAUGAGGCAGAUAGUUAUAUGUACACAGUCUACUGAAAUCUGUGAAAAAACACAGUUAACUAUUUAUUAGGUCAUUUGACCUAGAGAUCUAAAGUCCUCAGUGAAAUACAAAUGAUCAUUAUCAUAAUCUGGGCCAAGAAGAAAGAGCCUUCUUCUAUUUAUAUAAUGGGAGGGCUUUUAUUCGUCCAUACAUUAGAGAAUAAAUAGUAUAUGAGAUUCUUCUGGUUAAGCAACAACGUUUCCUGUUUCUCUGUGUUAUGAAGUGAAUGUGUAGUAGUCAUAGAGGCCCUAGAGGAUGACAGGGUCAAGACAUGUGGCCAACCAGGUCCCAACUACUGUAUGACUCCCUUGGACCAUAAUGGCAAGACAAACAUUAAGUAAAGGGAUCCAUUUACACUUGCUGUUGUGCCUCUUACUUUGGGUGGACAAGCCCUCUGUUGGCCUGCUGCAGUACAUAGUAUUGUAGACAGCAUGAGCUGUAGUUAGACCUAAUAAAGGAUAUAUCCACAGUAGUCACAUUGUUUAAAAAAUACAUCUGAACAUCCACAUAUUCAAACUUGCUAUGUGAUAAAGUUGUGCAACACAGAAUCAAGCUGUACAACAACAUGAAAGGACAGUGUGUGUUCCAUUCAUGGCCUACUGGGCGGCCUAUCGAGUGUUCAGCCAAUCAAAUCUGACCAUCAAAAUCAGACGUUACCUGAGAUCAACCAACGAAUGCAAACGCAAGUUUCCUUUCUAUAGAGACUGCAUUUUACAGGUCAAUCUUGUUCCGUGAAGGAGCAAAAAAUAUGAAUAAGCUCCUCCUUUCUUUGAUCUGGAAAGCAUGGAAGUAACAUCUAGCUCAACUGAGUAAUGUUAUACAUGUUUACUAUACAUUUAAAGUGCUUACUAUAGGCGUUUGGUAAAUGUUUUAAAUGUAGUAAAUAUAGUGUUAUUGUUCAGCCUACUUCUUCCCAGAAAGCACAGCUUGGAAGCAAUGUGACUAUUGAAUGCCACAUGACCAGUGAGACCAUAAACUACAUGGCAUGA